Molecule: messenger RNA, 720 nt
Organism: Zychaea mexicana
Lineage: Eukaryota; Fungi; Mucoromycota; Mucoromycetes; Mucorales; Lichtheimiaceae
Exons: 1
Coding region: 55-228 (57 amino acids)
Source: RefSeq, a predicted model, not a curated record
GGCAAUUGAAUCUUUUUUUUCCUGCUGUUUUCAGUUAGCAGUUUCCCUACUCAUAUGGACACUUCAUUCUCACGUUUCUUUAUCGACUUGACAUCUUUCUUGUUUUGCAUAUAUGUGAUUAUCGGCCUUUUCUUUGCAAUGUUCCAUGACAAAAAGGUUGAUAGUAGUGUAAAAAGGAGUCAUUACUACAGUAAAGUAUGUAACAACGAUGUUGAAGCAUCUUUAUAGCACUGUACAAAACUCUGUAUCGAAGAACAUCAACAAAAAGAUGAGCAGAAAUACGAAGCCAGAUCUUGUUUGUACAUAAAACAUUGAAUUCUUUCUUCUUGUUUCACAUCUUAAAGCUCAUGUCUAUGCCACAUGCAUUAAUAAGAGAGUCCUGGACAGAACACAAUGUUGAGUGUAUGGCAGUCCAUUCACGUGGGUAAGAGCUGGUAGUUGUAGUUCCCAGGCACGAUCACAACAGAGAAAACCGCCAAUAGUGUCUUCUCUAGCAUUCUUUUAGCAGUCAGCAUUAUUCAUGUUACCCUUCAAUUACAAACAAGACAUAUGUAGUCUGUAAAUUAAACUACUUUCCUUCAAAUUCUCCAUACAAUAAGAAUGUGUGUCUUAGUUUUCAUGCGUAGCCAGGCACUUGCUGAAGCCACAGUGAAGGGCAAUGAUAUGGUGUCUGUGUAGUAGCAAACAUGUGUAUCCUGAAAGAAAGAUACUACUUUUUGC